Molecule: messenger RNA, 3075 nt
Organism: Sugiyamaella lignohabitans
Lineage: Eukaryota; Fungi; Ascomycota; Dipodascomycetes; Dipodascales; Trichomonascaceae
Gene: KAP114
Product: Kap114p
Exons: 1
Coding region: 1-3075 (1024 amino acids)
Biological process (GO): protein import into nucleus
Cellular component (GO): cytosol; nuclear envelope
Molecular function (GO): small GTPase binding
Source: RefSeq, a predicted model, not a curated record
AUGGAAAUCAAUCCAAGCUAUAUAGAGAGCCUAUUGAUUGGCGUUCAAUCCAAUGAUUCUGAUAUCCGAAAGUCUUCAGAAUCUCUUAUUUAUUCGCUGUCAGAGAAAUAUGUAGCUGAUGUCGUCACGUCGCUGGUAUCAGUAGCACUUGACAACACUCGCCCGGUCGGCUUGAGGCAAGGUGCUAUUUUGAUGCUUAAAGUGAUAAUACUACGGUCUUGGAGCAUUGGCUUUGAUCAAUUUGUUGGACCACCUAUUUCAAUUGAUAUAAAGGACCAUGUUCGAUCUGAAGUGCUGAAGUUGAUCAGCGAUGAAGAGCAAAAAAUAAGGUCAGUUGCCGCUUUGUUGGUUGCCAAAAUAGCAUCCGUUGAUUUUCCUGAUGAAUGGCCUGGUCUGUUAAAUAUAGUUAAAUCGCAGUUGGAGAGCUCCAAAAAUGAAAUCAUGGAUGGGCGUGUGUCUUAUGCGCUUGAGGGCACACUGACGGUUCUAAAUGAACUGUUAAAUGACGCACUUAGUGAAAAUGAUUUUUUUGUUCAUGGCCCAGAAAUACUAGCAUCGCUAUUGGGGUCGCUUAGGUUACUUAUUCAUGGACCGGCCGAUGUUAGACUCUGGAAACUGUCAGCCUUGGUGGUUCAAUGCUUUACUGCCUGUAUCCAGUUCCUUUUAAUGGCCGAAGACCACCAACAAGAGGCUUUAGAUCAGGCAGCAAAGGAUAUUAUCCAUCAAUGGUCCAAGCCAUUCCUGGAUAUUCUCUAUACAAGUAAUUAUGAGGGAGCUUUAGAUCCAAUCGCAGCUUCAUACGACUCUCCACUCUCUGUUGCAAUAAUGGAGACGAAGAUAGAAGUGAUCUCAGCUCUUCGCGAGUUAGAAUCUGCUUUUCCGUCAUUUAUGCAUCGUACAAAGUUGCCAGAACUGUUCAAAUCUGUCUGGUCUGACUGGAUUUCGCUGGCUAAUGUUUGGCCUCACUGCACCAAUCUUUCGGAAACAGCCGGGCAAGCAAUGACAACUCUGGUUAUGGAGCAAAUCGAAUUUCUUGCUACGUGUAUUGGGUCAAAUGCUGAAAUCCGUUUGGAAAUAACCAACUUACAUGCUUUAACAGCAUUGGCCUCGACAGCGGUCACUUAUGCUUCCCUAACAAAUGAAACGGCUAAUGUCUGGGAUGAUGAUUGUAAUGAAUUUGUAACCAUAGAGAGGGAGUUAUCUUUAGACAGGAACCCUAGGACGGAAAUCUUGCCAUUGGUUGUGGCAGUUAAAUCGCCAAAUCUGUAUUCUGUACUGUGGCACACGCGGCAGGAAGAUAAUGCAACACAAAUGGAGAGCAUUUUGUAUUUACUUGAUGGUGUAAUUAAAGAGGUAUCAGUAUCGUCGCAGAAAAUUGACUCUUCUUUUUUGGCCUCGUUGGUAGAUGCCCUAUUCAUUUUUCAAGGACCAUUACCGGAUGCUGCCAUUAAUCGUCUAUUAAAAGUCAGGGCAACGAUCCUAGGUUCAACAAUAAGCAAAAACUUCGGGGCUAGAAUUGACAACAACACAGUAAGGUACAGAUUUCUUCAUAACACACUCGAAGCCUUAUCGGAUGAAAAUGCUACCAUUAAGAUCGCUGCUCUUAUAUCUUUUAACGUGUUCUCAAAAUCGUUCAAGGAUCUUGAUUUAAUUAAGAGCCGUCAGAACGAAAUUUUUGCAUGUAUCGUUUCGUUGACAGAUGAGGCGACUGGAGAUACGCCUGCCAUGCUUGUUGAGAUAUUGUUAGAUGCGAUUAGGCUUGAUUUUCAAGCGGCCUUUGAAACCUCGGCAUCUGAUAUUCUUCGAUUACUCUUCACCCUUGCUUCCAAAGAUACCGCAAACAUAGAACUAACCACAGAGGUGCAAGAAAUGUUAGAAGAGAUUACAGAAAAUGCGACUUUGUCUGAAGAGUCUAACCACCUGUAUUCAAAAAUUUGCGCAGAAGCGAUACCGUUAUUGUUGACAAAUAUUACAGCUACAGUCGAUGGUUCUUUUAGUCCGGAUCUGAUUCUGUCUCUUGACCUCCUUGGCUCUUUGGUCGACAGGGGCCCAGAAGUAUUACCUCCGGCAAUUGUAGAUGCAACUCUGCAACCAAUUUUUAGAUUAAUUCAAAUAUCUGAUGAUGCGUUAAUUUUGCAGAGUGCCUCGACAACUUUUACAUAUCUUGUUGAGCAUGGUUUCCAGCAAAUAGCACGUUCAGAGACCAUUGGUAACGGACAGUCGGGAACGGAGGCUGUAUUGUCAGUUGCGUCCAAACUCUUAGAUCCAUCUUGGGAGGAUUCAGCUGCAUUGGCAUCAGGACGACUUGUGAUUGCUAUCAUCAACAAAUAUGGAGUUGCUCUUGGAAACCUACUGCCGCGUUUGCUUGAUGCAACGGUAAGACGAUUGAUUCAAGCUGAAAAUCUUAGUUUAGUAGAAAGCCUUGUCUCUGUAUUUUGUCUGUUAGUGUUACAAUCUCCUCAAGAAGUUGUGGAUAUCCUGGCUAGCAUUCAACUCAGUGACGAGAAUAAGAGCGCCCUGGACGGUGUUCUAACUAAAUGGCUGAGUACGUUUGAGUAUGUACGGGGUUACGAUGAAAUCCGACGCAAUGUGGUUGCACUACAGAAGCUAUAUAUGUUGAACGAUUCGCGUGUUAAAGCAGUACUUGUUGAUGGUGACCUUGAGGUUGUACCAAAGGACGUGAUUAUCACAAGAUCUAAAGCAAAAAACUUGAAGUAUAGUCAAAUAAGUGCCCAGGAGAAGAUCGUGAAACUUCUGAUCAAGGAACUUUCUACCACACCGUCAGCUGCAGAAGGGGUGGACCUUUCGCGAUUGAAAUCAGUUGGUAAUGAUGAUAUUGGCGAUGAUGAAGAUGAUGGAUGGGAAGAUGAUUUCACUGAUUCUAUCGUCCCAGCUUCAACAUUGAAUUCAGAAGAUUUCACUGGUCAACCACCAAUUAGGCAUCUCGAUACUGAAACUUAUUCUAUUAUAUUAGACUGGUUUAAACAAAUUUCGAACGCGAAUGAGUUUCAAGGCAUUUACCACAAUCUGACAGAUACUGAACAGGGCAUACUGAAAGAGCAGAUGCAAAGGUAG